This is a messenger RNA of Grammomys surdaster, 2515 nucleotides long. RefSeq names its product adenosine deaminase like (gene Mapda). The record is from RefSeq and is a predicted model, not a curated record. The coding region runs from base 1122 to 1769 and encodes 215 amino acids. Gene Ontology annotation, molecular function: adenosine deaminase activity. Gene Ontology annotation, biological process: adenosine catabolic process; inosine biosynthetic process. Lineage: Eukaryota; Metazoa; Chordata; Mammalia; Rodentia; Muridae. The transcript has 6 exons.
GUAGAGGCAAGAAGAUCUUUGAGUUUAAAGCCAGCCUGAUCUAUAGAGCUAGUUCUAGGACAGACAGGGCUAUGCAGAGAAACCCUAUCUUGGAAAAACCAGUUUGUGGGGAGUGGGGAUCAUUUUUGGUUUUCGUAAGGGCAAAAAAGGUGGGUACAGACAUUGUACUGUCAUGACUCCUGUAAGUGCUGUCCCUUAGGUACUGUCUGUAGAAUCAGACAACACUGUUUCUGUGUUAAGACCCUGACCUUGCACACAGUCAAAGAAGAUGAAGAUUGACAUAACAGCUGAAGGUAACUAGGACAGACCUGUGGGAUCCUCAGUCUGGUCUUUUUCCCAUCUAAAUUUGAUAAUUCUUAGGAUUGGUGUCAGGAAAGGAAAAUGUGUACUGUAUUAGACAGUUCUGCUUUAACACACAAUUUUUUGUCUAAGGGAAGUUUCCCCAAAUACUUCAGAGAAAAAGUUAGCUUUGCUGGAAUUUGAUGAAAAAUACAAGGCAUUCCUAAGUAACUUGCAUAAAACAUGACUGUAGCUGGCACGUAGGUGAUGUCUAAAUGUCAUAUUCACAGAGCUGUUUACUUCUGUCUGUCCAUUCCCCACUCCCCAGCACGGUUAAAACAUUGCACAGCUCAGUGGCUUUGACUCAUUUUUCUGUUUUAUCUGCUAUUGUAAACACUUGGAAGUCAAGGAAUGGCAGGAGAAUGAGGUAAGUGUAAGGUUCACCUAGAAUAUCUGAGACCCUGUCUCAAAAAAGAAAGAAAGAAAAAAGGAAGGAAGGAAAGUAAAGAACAGAGCGGCAGGUGUGCAGACCUAAUUUUCAGAUGGGAAUGGGAUCAAGGAAACUGUUGCUGAACCAACGUAGUCUGCACUAAGGAUGGAAGAGGUAGGCAGUCCCUACUACCUGGGAGAUUUCCAACAGGCUUUGUCAAUGAAGUUUAAUAAAUGAAAUGAAACUGGCACUUGGCCAUCCCAUUGGGCACCUUCCUAUAGCAUUAUCAACAUUGUGUACAUUGCCUUUAUUAUCAGGUCACAAAAGAUGUCAUUAAGGAAUUUGCAGAUGAUGGAGUCAAGUACCUGGAGCUGAGAAGCACUCCCAGAGGAGAAAAUGCUACUGGUAUUUGAUGGCAAUUGACAGAAGAGGUGGCCCAGCAAUAGCCAAGGAGACUGUUAAACUUGCUAGAGAGUUCUUCCUCUCUACUGAGGAUACAGUUCUUGGCCUUGACCUCAGUGGAGAUCCAACCAUAGGACAAGCAAAAGACUUCUUGGAACCUCUUUUAGAAGCUAAAAAGGCAGGUCUGAAGUUGGCAUUGCAUCUUGCAGAGAUUCCAAAUAAGGAAAAAGAAACACAGAUGCUACUGGAUCUGCUUCCUGACAGAAUUGGGCACGGAACAUUCCUCAGUGCUUCCGAGGCAGGGUCCCUGGAUCAGGUGAACUUUGUGAGGCAACACCAGAUACCUCUCGAACUUUGUUUGACCUCAAACAUCAAAAGCCAGACAGUUCCUUCUUAUGACCAGCAUCACUUUGGAUUCUGGUACAGCGUUGCUCAUCCUUCUGUGAUCUGUACCGAUGAUAAAGGUGUUUUUGCGACAUACCUUUCUCAAGAAUAUCAACUGGCAGCAGAAACAUUUAAUUUGACCCCAUCUCAGGUGUGGGAUCUGUCUUAUGACUCCAUCAACUGCAUCUUUGCCUCUGACAAUACCAGAUCUGAACUGAAAAAAAAGUGGACUCACCUGAAGCAGAAAGUGUUAAAUUGUAAUGAGGUGAACUAGUUCUGAUUAUAUGUUGUAAUCAACAUCUUCCUGCCCUUGUAUCCCACUCAGUUACUGCCCACUCGAAAUAACUUCCCUUGAAGUUUGGUAGCCAAGUAUAUAUGGGGGCUAACUCCAGCACCUUCACAUGGUAAGUGUUCAGUAAAUCUCAGACUAGGAGCCUUGAGGUCUUGCAUGGCUGUGCCUCCAUGCUGCUUGCUGAAGGGUUGUUAAACCCUCAUUUCCUAGUUGAAAGAGGAAUUGUAAGUUAGUUAAAUAGUUUAACAGGAAUACAAAUAGUUAAAAACUACAGGUCAGCUAGCUUGCUAACCCAAGGCUGUUACAGGGAAUGCAGAACAGAGAAACAAAGGUCAAUUGAGUGUUCCGAGAAUCUGUUCCUGUAGUGCCUGACUUAGCCUCAUCUGGAGAAACUCCUACCAGAGGUCCCAAGGACUUUCGAAUUAAAUUCAGCCAGAUGGUCUGUUGGCUCAGAUAAGCAUUCACACUGAGUCCCAAGGCCACAGGGACCAGAGACUAUUCUCGUGAGAUUUGUCAAACCUCUGCUUGGGAUAUGCUUACACACAUUGCAGACAAUUGAAAUAACCAAUUGUGUGUGAUUACCCACAACCCUCUCCUUCCCCCCAGACUUUGCCUUUAAAAACCCUAAGCCAUUAGGUCUCAGGGUCGAUAACCCCUACCUCCUGCGUGAGGCAUGUGUCGACCCAAAGCUUCCACAAAUAAAGACCUGACUAAUGUUAUUACAGCAA